GCUGGUUGUCAUUUCACUCGGCUCGGUCCUGAGGAGAAGGACUCAGCCGCGGCUGCGGGACCCGAGCACCGGGAGGCGGCGGCGGCGGCGGCGGCGGCGCCCGCGGCGACAGCAGAGGAGGAAGAAGGAGAGAAGAAGAAGAGCCAGGCGGAGGCCGCCACGACGACAGCGGGCACUGCGGACCGGGGUAAAGCGACGCUGGCGGCGGCGGCGGCGGCGGCGACGACGGCGGCGGCCCAGCAACCGUGAGGAGAAACAAAAGCCUUCUAAAUUAUAGUUAAAAAAAAACAAAAAACCUUGGGGGAAAAAGAGCGAGAGCGCGCCACGGGGGGAAGGCCCUGCUCUCUUAACGCCACUAGCGGGGUUUUCCUUGCUUCCCUCCCUGCGGAGAAUCGAACUGAGAGAACCGAACAAACCGCCCCGGGGUCCCAUGAGGGAGCCACACCGCGGAGCCGCCGCGAGGGGAAGAGGCCGAGCCCGCAGGACCGUCCAGGUCGCCCCCGCGGUCCCCGCGCCCCCGGGCCGCCGGCUCGCCCUCGUGCGGUCUCGCUAGUCCCUGCCGAUCGCGACCCCCGCGGAGGGAGGAACGGGUGUUGCCAGCCCCUUUCAUGGGGGAGAGGAAGCCGGGGGGGAGCCCAGGAACAGCGACCGCAGCGAGACCCGCACCCACAGCCUCCGGGACAGCCCCCGAGGCCCAAGCUGCACCCCGCGGAGGAGCAGGCACGGGACCGGGAACGGCAGACACCUCCCUGCGGUCACCUUCCCAGUAGUCGAUGCUGACCUCCUCGCCCGCAACCAGGAAUUCACCGCCGCCCCAGAUACCCUAAUAUAAUCUAUCUAUCUAUAUAUAAAUAUAUAAUAUAUAAUGUUCUUAAAUUAUUCCCGAUUUUUUUAACCAAGCUGCCAAGAAAAGAACGUAUUCUCUCCCCCUCCCCCCACCCUUUUAGCCCUAUUCUAAUUUUUAUGUGAGUGAAUCUAAACUGCUGAGGAAGACCAUAUGUGAUUGUUAAAUUAUAUAUAUAUACACAUAUACAUAUAUAUAUUUUUUACUCCGCGCAAUGCUUAUUCUUCUACAUCCAUAGAUGCUUGAGAAGCUGUGUUUUUGUCAUUCAUGUAACACAUUUUCCUUUGGAAAAAAAGAAAGCGCCUAUUUUACUAACCAAAGACUUGGUUUUUACCCUCUUCGUUUUUAUUCCCUCCUAGAAAGAAGCCCCAUUUUGGAUGAAAUUUGGGUGUUUUUUUUUUUUAGUGUGUUUUUCUUUUCAGAGACCAGAAUUCCAAAUCAGAGCUAUUUAGGGUGAUAAGCUGCAAUCUUUGAGCUAGCUAUUAAUAAGACAUUUCAAACAAACAAAUAUUUUGGGUAGAGGAUACAAAGGCGUGAAACAUCAGGUUGUCGUGUUUUUUUAGUUUUUUAAUUUUUUGUUUUUUUUAUUAUUGUAAGAUUCUGCUCCUAAAAAAUAAUAAAUGGGGGAUUACGGGUUUGGAGUGCUAGUGCAAAGCAAUACUGGGAAUAAAUCUGCUUUUCCAGUCCGAUUCCACCCGCAUCUGCAGCCUCCACACCAUCACCAAAAUGCCACCCCCAGCCCUGCUGCUUUUAUAAAUAAUAACACAGCUGCCAAUGGCAGCAGUGCCGGCUCAGCCUGGCUCUUCCCUGCUCCGGCUGCCCACAACAUCCAGGAUGAGAUCUUGGGGUCAGAAAAAGCCAAAAGUCAGCAACAGGAGCAGCAAGACCCCCUGGAAAAGCAGCAGCUCUCCCCCAGCCCCGGUCAGGAAGCUGGAAUACUGCCUGACACGGAGAAGGCGAAAUCGGAAGAUAAUCAAGGGGACACUUCUUCAGAAAAUGGCAAUGGGAAGGAGAAGAUCAGAAUCGAGUCACCCGUGUUGACAGGGUUUGAUUAUCAAGAAGCUGCGGGGCUCGGUGCUUCCACCCAGCCCCUGACGUCCAGCGCCUCGUCUCUGACUGGCUUCAGUAACUGGUCAGCGGCCAUCGCGCCCUCCUCCUCUACAAUCAUCAACGAAGAUGCCAGUUUCUUUCACCAGGGAGGGGUCCCCGCUGCUUCGGCUAAUAACGGUGCUCUGUUGUUUCAGAAUUUCCCCCAUCAUGUCAGCCCUGGCUUCGGAGGCAGCUUCUCCCCGCAGAUCGGGCCUCUGUCCCAGCACCACCCUCAUCAUCCUCACUUCCAGCAUCAUCACAGCCAGCAUCAGCAGCAAAGGAGGUCUCCUGCCAGUCCCCACCCCCCACCUUUCACACAUAGAAAUGCUGCUUUUAACCAGCUGCCUCACUUGGCGAAUAAUCUUAACAAGCCCCCCUCUCCAUGGAGCAGCUACCAGAGCCCCUCUCCUACACCCUCUUCUUCCUGGAGCCCGGGCGGUGGCGGAUAUGGUGGCUGGGGAGGUUCCCAAGGCCGCGAUCACCGCCGAGGGCUGAACGGAGGAAUAACGCCCCUGAACUCCAUCUCGCCUUUGAAGAAAAAUUUUGCAAGCAAUCAUAUUCAGCUCCAGAAGUACGCUCGCCCCAGCUCUGCCUUUGCUCCUAAGUCCUGGAUGGAAGACAGCUUGAACAGGGCUGACAACAUUUUUCCUUUUCCGGAUCGCCCCAGGACAUUCGACAUGCACUCCCUGGAGAGCUCACUCAUUGACAUAAUGAGAGCUGAAAAUGAUUCGAUUAAAGGUCGUCUAAACUAUUCAUAUCCAGGAUCCGAUAGCUCUCUGCUUAUUAAUGCAAGGACAUAUGGGCGAAGGAGAGGUCAGUCUUCACUGUUUCCAAUGGAAGAUGGGUUUUUGGAUGAUGGCCGCGGGGAUCAACCUCUUCAUAGUGGCCUGGGUUCACCUCACUGCUUCACUCACCAGAAUGGAGAAAGAGUGGAGCGAUAUUCUCGCAAGGUGUUUGUGGGCGGAUUGCCUCCUGACAUCGAUGAAGAUGAGAUCACAGCUAGUUUCCGUCGCUUUGGCCCUUUAAUUGUGGAUUGGCCUCAUAAGGCAGAGAGCAAAUCCUAUUUUCCUCCUAAAGGCUAUGCAUUCCUGCUAUUUCAAGAUGAAAGCUCUGUCCAGGCUCUCAUUGAUGCGUGUAUUGAAGAAGAUGGGAAGCUCUACCUGUGUGUCUCAAGUCCCACUAUCAAAGACAAACCAGUACAGAUUCGGCCUUGGAACCUCAGUGACAGUGACUUUGUGAUGGAUGGUUCACAGCCUCUUGACCCACGAAAAACUAUAUUUGUUGGUGGUGUUCCUCGACCAUUACGGGCAGUGGAGCUUGCCAUGAUAAUGGAUCGGCUGUAUGGAGGUGUGUGCUAUGCUGGGAUCGAUACCGACCCUGAGCUGAAGUACCCAAAAGGAGCCGGGCGAGUCGCCUUCUCUAAUCAACAGAGUUACAUAGCUGCUAUCAGUGCCCGCUUUGUUCAGCUGCAGCAUGGAGAGAUAGAUAAACGGGUGGAAGUGAAGCCAUACGUCUUGGAUGAUCAGCUGUGUGAUGAAUGUCAGGGGGCCCGUUGCGGGGGAAAGUUUGCUCCAUUCUUCUGCGCUAACGUUACCUGUCUGCAGUAUUACUGUGAAUAUUGCUGGGCUGCUAUUCAUUCUCGUGCUGGCAGGGAGUUCCACAAGCCCCUGGUGAAGGAGGGCGGGGACCGUCCUCGGCAUAUCUCAUUCCGCUGGAACUAGAGAACGACAGUGCUCGUGUUCAGGCCUCAGAAUAAGUGCACUCUUCUGUUCAUUCUGCCCCUCCUCAGCCUCUUCACGCUGGCAUGCCCUCUGUAGCAGUCUCACUUCACAAUAGUAUAAUGAAAGAAUGGCCUAUACUAGAGGUGUUUUGUAGAUUCUUGUGUCACUGAAAACAAUAUGUAUGAGCUCCUUUUUCCUAUCGCCAUCAUGUUGCCUGGAAGUUUCAUACUCUUGCUGGAGAGCAAGAGGAUCCAUACUUCCCGCAACAUUUUCUUAGAGGAGAGAGAGAGAUUAAGAGAGAAAUGAAAUGAUAGAGUAUUUUGGGUUUUUAAUUAAAUUAUUGUUAAUAAUAUAACAUAUAAGAAUACUUUUAUUAAAAUAACCAUGCAACAAUAACACUAUUAGUCUAUCCUGACACAUUUUGUCUCCCGGGAAACGCUUCUGCCUUUUUCUUUCUUUUCUUUCGUCUUGUUGCCUCUCUCUGUUUCCAUCCCCUUUCUGUUCUUUUACAGGCAGGGGAGGAAGUUAACAAUUACUAACAGGAAAUAGCAUGUUAAAGCGAACGCAGAUGCAUGAGCAAGAUUGAAGCAGCCUCUCACUCAUUGAAGGGUUCAGAGGCCGAAUCUAAUUUCAUCCUGCCUCGGAGUUACUUCCACAUCAGAAGCAGUCAAGUAGGCAGAUCUAGGUUUAUUUUCUUUUAAACAAUUGUGAACAUGUAGAAUGUAAAAAUUGGGGAAAUUGACUACUGAGGGGAGUGCACUUAUUUAUUUUUAAACUUACUUAUCUGGUCACAGCCCUAGGAAACCUACCAAAGCUAGAGUUCACGACAACUGGUGGAAAAAGUAGCAUUUCCUCUCCCGAAGGACAAGUAGCUACAUUUUAUUUUUGAUGUUCUAGAUAAACUCUAUCCUAAUUUACUAACACUCAUCAGGUGUCAGCCUUUGCUCUCCAUUUUGACGUUACCUCAAGGAUGUCCUUUUGAUUUUGUGUUAAAAUACACUUGUAGCCAAAACUGGAAGACAAAAUCAAUACACUAAUUGGCUGCUGAUUGGCUUACUUUUAGAUUUAAAGUUACUCUGGGUAUCCUGUAAUUUAGUUGUAACAUAGAAAAUGAAAAAAAAAUUUAAAAAAAAAGUUGAGUAGUUGCAAAGUGUUCUGCACUGUUGAACUAAGUAACUGUGUGAAUCUGCAAAGGUCCGUAUGUUUAUCUUCCUCUUCCUAUAAAAUAAGAUACCGUUACAGUUUCAGAACUGAGCAUGGGACAUAGUCAGUGUUUGAAGUGCCAACUUCGUCGAGUAAUGCAUGCUUUAUUAUAAAUAAAAUCCUAGCUCGGAAAGGCAUUCUUAUGUGUGGACAGUAUGCUUCAGGGGUGAAUUUAAAAUAGUCUCUUGAAGCCCUGGUCUUGGAAGUAACUUUGAUUUUAAUUGACUUUAUCUUAUUAAAUGCCCUAUCCACCAUUAAAAAGAUUAUCAUCAGUGUGCAAAACGUUUUAAAAAAACAUAAUGGCAAUCUUGCUAGUUGUGCUACCUAACAGUACCAUCUUGGAUCCUUCAAAACCAAAGACUUGCCCCAGCACUACGGUGGAACCACCUGGCUGAUGCCCCUACCGAUUGUCUUUAGGAAAAGCAGUCCUUUAUUUGAAUACAGGCUUUAAUGAACGCUAUACCUGUGCAGUUCCAAAGGUCAAAAUGGAGGCAUUUGCUGUCUAGUAGUCCAACACAGAGCGGGAGCUGCUUCCAGGGCCCCCUGCGAAGGCCGGAAGCAGCCACGUGGACGGAGGGUGCUCUCGUGUAGCUGGUCAGGGACUUUCUUUUCUCCUGAACUACAUAAUCCUAAGUGGAAUGUUCAUUUGCCUCUUUUUCUUCUUUUCAACGCUUGUAGGCGUCUUGGGGUGUGCUAUUGUGCUGUUCCUACUCAGUAAACAGGUGUGAUGAGUUAACAAGAAAUAACACUGUUUGAGAACUAGCUUUGAAUAAUAAUUUUUCCCUUUGUACAUGACCUGCUGAAUUUCGGUACAGUGUUUUGUAGCUAACUUAUUUUGUCAUGCACAUAAUGUAUAUUUGUUAUGCACUACUUUUGUAUAUCUUGUUUUUCCAACAGUGAACAUUUUUAGGCACACUUUUCACUGACGGGAUAUCUCUUUAUGCAAUACCUCAAUUUUUCAUAUUGCAAAGAGUAGCUUUUUGUACUUUUAUUACUGAGAGAUCUUCAUAUACUUCAUUUUUUAAUAUAAAUAAUUUUAAUAAAUUUUAUUUUCUUAUAUUCUGCUUUUUAUACAUUUCAGUGCUCUGCAUACAUUUUGAAUUAUGGAUGUUGUGCACUGGCAAUGCUAUUUUAGAGUCUGCAGAAAAGAGAAAGCAUGUUGCUUAAACAUCCUUCCCAGCACCAGCUGUUGGUGGACCUAGAAUUUAAGAGAUAGUCUAUGUGAAGUCACAAAUUAAUGAAAAAAAUUCGCAUGAAAAUGACAGAUAACACUGUAGUUCCUAAAAAAAAAAUUAAAUGCAUAAGCAUAGGGUAGAAAUUUAAAAUGACAAAAUUGUCUACAGCUUCUUACUAAGUUUUUAAAAUUAUUCAUAACGCAGACAUUUUUUGGUGAAUGUUUAGCCAUUUUUAAUAUUAAUAAAUUGAUGUUAAGUGUUUGAUUCAGAGAUGUCUGCUCUUUUAAAUUAUAUAUAAAGGAAAAAACCAGCCUGCCGUGGGACAGGUGUGUAAUGUUAGUAUGCAUGACUAAUGUAAGAAAUCGCUAUUCUACUAAUAUUUACUUGUGAUUGUGUGACAAGUGUGUUUACAGAUUAUUUGGUUACACUUCAAUUUACAGGGCAUAAACAAUUAUUAUCUAUUACUCUGAACUUUAUCGAUUACAUGUCCUUCAGAUUACAUGGGAUUGUAGUUGGGAGUUACCAUGUAACUCAAAACAUAAUUAACAUGUAAUUAGUUUACAGAUUUUAGGGUAUCACUUCAAUUUACCAAGCAUGUAGUUCUAGCGCACUAGCAUGGCACCAGCCAUGUACUUACAAUGUAGUUACAGAGUAAUUACAUGGUUAUUUUUGCAAUGUAAAAUAAAGUGUUUCUGAUUAUUUUCUAUGUAAAGGAGCCCUCUCCCUCCUCCUUCUGGUCCCCACGCUUUGGUAUAAUAUAUAUACUUCUCCAUACACAGACCUCUGCAGAAUGCAAACUAAAACUUGCAGUGAAUGAAUUUAGCAUUUGAUGAGAGUGCUGUUGGAAAGACUUGAUAACUCACCCCUUUUGUUUUGAAGAGUUGAAUCUUCUGUUAAAAGGUGAUUUGAAACUUGAAUGUGAUGAAUUGUGGCAAGUUAACUUCAAGUUAUGUGCAAUACUUAUUUCAAACUUUUGAAAGAUCUUUGCAGUGUAAUUCUUUGUUUUUAAUUGCAGACAUUUAAAAAUGUCAUUUUCUACUGUUAAGAGUAAUCCUCUUUCUUGUUGGUGUUUCUAAAGAAAAGAAUCAGAAAUCAAUCUUUCUACUAAUGUAAAUUUGAGAUUAUUUUUAAAAAUGGAAUAAAAGAGGUUUUGGUCAUUUGCUUUAUUUUAUUAUCUUAUUUUAAAGCUACUGUGACUGAUAGCAUUGUAAGAAUUGGGACAAUAUUGUAUUCAACUGUUUUAUUUUUUAUAUUUUUAAAAUUUAAAGUAUAAUUAGUUUUUAUAAUUUUCAUCAGAUUUUUGUUAUAUUUUUUGGAAGUGAAACUUUUAGCAAGUGGGUGUCUAGUUUUUACUAAUCCCUAAUGUUUUUUUCCCCAGUGUAUUGCUCAUAUUAUCAGAAGGAAAAGUUAUUUAAGUAUGUCAGUUAAUUGUACUACUUGGCUGAAUUUCCAUAUAGUUUUUACUGUGUAUGGGGAGGUUGUAGUAUUUAUUAUAGCAUUUUAAAUAAGGGUAAUUCAUUUUUUAUUAAAGUCAUUUUCACGUUAAGUUCCUAUUUUUGUAUGUUCUACUCUUAAGUUAUAUAACACAGUUCCUUUUUAAAAAGAGUUCAUUUGUUGAAGUGCUAGUGGAAAAUUAAUGUUAUUAAAUAGUUUGCAAAUGACUAUUUAUACCAGUAUGCAUAUAAUUUUUAAAUAUUUGUAAUGUGAGAUGUUGAAUGAAUAAAACUUUUAACUCAG
Myotis lucifugus (little brown bat) is the source of this 7769-nucleotide messenger RNA. RefSeq names its product cytoplasmic polyadenylation element binding protein 4 (gene CPEB4). Gene Ontology annotation, cellular component: neuron projection; cytoplasm; synapse. The transcript has 10 exons. NCBI's taxonomy places the organism in Eukaryota, Metazoa, Chordata, Mammalia, Chiroptera, Vespertilionidae. Gene Ontology annotation, biological process: negative regulation of cytoplasmic translation. The coding region runs from base 1465 to 3654 and encodes 729 amino acids. The record is from RefSeq and is a predicted model, not a curated record. Gene Ontology annotation, molecular function: mRNA 3'-UTR binding; mRNA regulatory element binding translation repressor activity; ribosome binding.